This is a messenger RNA of Ficedula albicollis (Collared flycatcher), 4236 nucleotides long. It is a transcript of the gene ITPKB, whose product is annotated as inositol-trisphosphate 3-kinase B. The coding region runs from base 332 to 2131 and encodes 599 amino acids. The transcript is spliced from 8 exons. The record is from RefSeq and is a predicted model, not a curated record. Gene Ontology annotation, molecular function: inositol tetrakisphosphate kinase activity; inositol-1,4,5-trisphosphate 3-kinase activity. Gene Ontology annotation, cellular component: nucleus; cytoplasm. Lineage: Eukaryota; Metazoa; Chordata; Aves; Passeriformes; Muscicapidae. Gene Ontology annotation, biological process: inositol phosphate biosynthetic process.
GAUCCUUCUGAUGACCAAGCUGGCCCGUGUCCCCAGGGGUGCUACGCUGGGGAGGCAUGCAGGUGGGAGGGGCACACAGGAAGGGAAGAGUCUGGCACGCUGUGUGCCCAGCUGGAUGGCGAGCUAAGGGAGGGCGCAGAACUACUCUCACUGCUUCUCUCUCCUCAGCUCUCCCGUUUUAUGGAGCUGCGGGCUAGGGCCAGCCCAGCUCCCCUUUUUCCGGCUGGCGAUGCUGCUGAUCUCGUCGUGGAGAGACCCCGGGCAGCCCCGCAGAGCCUGAGCGCCGAGGCGGCAGUGGCGACGGCCCCCCUGUGCUCCCCGGCUGACUACUAUGGCCGUGUACUGCUAUGCGCUCAAUAGCUUGGUGAUGAUGAAUAGCAACAGCGAGGUGACAAGCGGCGGGAGCAAGACGCCGCCUCCUCCCGGACAAGUGCUGCCCAAGGGUCCGGAGACGCCUGGCAGCUGCCGCUCGCUGCCUGCCUUCAGCCCGGCCCCGGUGCCGCCCCGCUCCCCGCGCUGCGGCCCCGCGUUCCUCUUCCCAGCGCCCGAGGAGCCCCCGGGGCAGCCGGGCAGCCGGGGCGAGGAGGGACAGCCCGCACCGCCGCCCAUGGCACGGCAGCUCCAGCGGGAGCUGCACAACGUGCAGGUGAACCAGAAAGUGGGGCUCUUCGAGGCGCACAUCCAGGCGCACAGCUCUGCCGCCCAGCCACCCCGCAGCCCUCGGCUGGCCCGGGCCUGUCCGGCCAGCCCCACGGCACCGGGGCCGGGACUUGGGGCUGCACCCCGGCCGCCAGCCCGCAGGGAGAGCGAGGCCCCCGAUGCUGGAGGGGUGCAGGUGUGUCCGAGCGCUGCAGAGCCCUCCAGGAGGCCGGUGGCGGUGGUGGAGCUGGCAGAGAGCAGCGGCCCCCUGGAGCAGUCAGGACCUGCUCCACGGCAAGAGGAGGUGGUGGUGGCCCGCACAGGACUGAAGGGCCAGCACCCGGCCAUCGGUGGGAGCAUCCCUGCCGUCAUUGUCACAGACCUGGGGGGCCCGGAGGAGGAGGCGGGCGCCGUGCCUCCUGGCAGCCUGCCCGUCCGGAAGCUCUCCUCAUCCUCAGCGUCUUCCACCGGCUUCUCCUCGUCCUGGGAGGAGUCCGAGGAGGACAUCUCCAGUGACCCCGAGCGCACCCUGGACCAGACCCCUGCCUUCCUGCAGACCCUGGACCAGCAGAAGCCCCGGGUGAGCAAGUCAUGGAGGAAGAUCAAGAAUAUGGUGCACUGGUCCCCGUUUGUGAUGUCUUUCAAGAAGAAGUACCCUUGGAUCCAGCUAGCGGGGCACGCAGGUAGCUUCAAGGCGGCAGCCAAUGGCAGGAUACUGAAAAAGCACUGUGAAUCGGAGCAGCGGUGCCUUGACCGCCUCAUGAACGAUGUCCUGAAGCCCUAUGUCCCUGCCUACCACGGAGAUGUUGUCAAGGAUGGGGAGAGAUACAACCAGAUGGAAGAUCUGUUGGCUGAGUUUGACUCCCCCUGUGUUAUGGACUGCAAAAUGGGGGUCAGGACGUACCUGGAGGAGGAGUUGAUAAAGGCCCGGAAGAAGCCCAGCCUGAGGAAGGACAUGUACCAGAAGAUGAUUGAGGUGGACCCCGACGCCCCCACUGAGGAGGAGAACGUGCUGCGGGCAGUGACCAAACCCCGCUACAUGCAGUGGAGGGAGACCAUCAGCUCCACCGCCACGCUGGGCUUCAGGAUUGAGGGGAUAAAGAAAGAGGAUGGCACUGUGAACCGGGACUUCAAGAAGACACGGACAAAGGAACAAGUCAUGGAGGCCUUCAGCGAGUUCACCAGAGGAAACAGGAACGUUUUGAACAGUUACCUUAACCGGUUGAAGGGUAUCCGUGCUACCCUGGAGACAUCCCCGUUCUUCAAGUGCCAUGAGGUAAUUGGGAGCUCUCUCCUCUUCAUUCACGACAAGCAGGAACAAGCCAAAGUCUGGAUGAUUGACUUUGGGAAAACCACCCCGCUGCCAGAGGGACAAGUUCUCCAGCACAACGUGCCCUGGGUGGAAGGGAACAGAGAGGAUGGCUACCUCUGGGGGCUGGACAACCUCAUUCAGAUCCUGACAGAGUUGUCCCAGAGCGAAGACUUGCAUUAAAGCCGCGCAUCCGACUCUGCCACUACCCCCAACCUGCCCCGACUGACUCUUCUGAACUGCACUACAAGACACUUUCCAGCCCUCACCCUCCCCGUUUGAAAGCUAUACUCUCCCUAUUUAAUGUGUUUUUGUUGUGGUUGUUUUUUUUAGGUUGUCUUGGUUGUUUCCCCCCUACCCCUCCUUGUAAAUAGAGAGCUAACCUGCCAGAGCAGAAGCUGAACUUGAAACCUUGGCUUUGCAGAGUCAGUGGGAGCAGGUGGCCCAGAGCAGCCCAGUGGGGUUGCUUAGGCAAGUGCAUGCUUCGCCUAUCGUGUUUUUGUCUCUUGCUCAGUCUGAUGUUCCUGGCGGAGGAAAGAGCCUCUUCCUGCACCAGGAUAGUUCUGAAAACACUCAGUGACCCUGCCCAGGAUCCUCUGGCAGUCAGAGAGUGUGAGUGAGGUGUGGAGAUGGUGGAGGACUCUGUAGUGGGAGCCCUUUAGUUGUCUCUGCCAGCACCCUUCAGCCCAGGGAGCUGGCUGUGCCAAAUCCUUCAGAGCUGCUAGAAGGGCAGAUUUGGGGUGUCAUUUGUGUUCAAGACAUCUUGUAGAGGUUGCUUAGUUAUUUCUGAGUGGCACUGGAGGGCGAGGGUAUCCCUCCUGCUGCAGAGCCAUGUAGUCAGGCACAGGUAUUGGCCAUGGCCAGGUGCUUCCCACCCGUGUCUCCCGUGCUGGGUGCCCUGGUGAGAAGAACUUUGGGCUCCUCUCUAGAGCCCCAGCUCUCCUGCUAGGAACUGCUUCCAGCCUACCUUACCUGGGGUCUCCAAUCCUCCCUAGCUGGGAAAAAUAGCUUAUAAAGGACUACUAUGAGACCUAAAGUAGCCAUCCAGGUUGAUCAGUCUUUUUUGUCACCUGCUGAGCACAUGUGUAGUGCCACCAACACUCACACCUAGCCCAGAGCAACCCUCCCACCUGGAGCAUCUCCAUAAUUUCUGUCUGUAUCAGGUGAAGGGUUACAGCAGCAAGGCAGCUCCCGGCUUAGACACCUUUGGCAAAGCAGAGCUGGGGACAGGCAUGCCCGUGCCUUCCCCUUUUUGCACAGAGCUGCGCUGCUCCCCAGCCUGGGGCCGUGUGCUCCCGCUCCCGUGAAAACACCCAGUUCCCUAUUUAGGGCGGAGGCUAUUUUUUAACUUCCUGGAACAUUCGAACCGAGCAGGGCAGGGCUGGUGCGCUAAAGGUCAUCCCUGGAAGAGGAGGGGUCGAGGAAUGUGCAGCGCAGGAGUGGUGCAGGAGCUCGGCAGCCACGAAUCCCUCGCCCACUGCAUCCAUCCCCAAACCCACUGUCCCAGGAGCAGGGCUCCACACCCCUCUGCCAUCGUCUGAUGGGUCCAGCACCCCUCGUGGGGGAGACCUCCCUUGCAGCAAUAAGGAGGAAGAGGAGUUGGCCACCAAGCCAUCUGCAGCCAAGCCUCUUUCCCAAGGACUGAAGUUUCCUAAGGUUUUUCUCAGUUCAUGUCUCACCAGAGAGAUGUCUUUUGCUCAUCAGAUGCCAUUGUAAAUGGUUGCACUGUUUUAGCUCCUUGCCAAGCUUUCUAGAAUAGCCCAUGUGGAAGUGCCUUAUAGACAUUGCCUCUGUUCCAUUAGUGUCAUGGAAAAGGUUGGGUUGUUUUUUUUUUAAGUUAUAUUUAUUUUCAUCCCAUUUUAAUUGCACAAAACACUAAAACAUAAUGCAUGGAACUUUUUUUUUUUUUUAAACUGUGUUUCUAGUUUUUAAGCCACGCCUUUUCCAGCUUUGGGGAAAGGGUGUGCACAGAUACCCGUAGCUAUGUACCACUUACCGCUGUACUUUAGCUUCGAGCUGCUCUUAUAUAUGUACCUUAUUUUUUUAGCCUGUUUAUAAACCAGAUUCCUCGCUUCGUGGCUUCAGAAGAAGCAGAUUGUUGCUCUCAGAUGUCUUAUGGUUUCCUGGAGGCUGGAAGGGUUGCUGUGAGGGGUUUUCCCUACUCCCACCAUACCUCUCGGUCAUUGGGUAAUACAGAAAAAAAAAAUCCAAACCGAUCUGGAACACCAACGCACAGUGCCUGUAAAAAAGCCCUGUAACAUUGCAAAUAAAGGCAUAUGGGAAGCAUU